GCGCGAGGAAUCACGCAUGCGCGCUCGUCCCGCGUUCGGCUCGCUCCGCUGCUCCGUUCUGCGUUCGGCUCGCCUCGUUGCUCCGUUCGGCUGCGGGGCACAGCAGCAGGAGCAGCAAUAUAUCAGUUUGCUCGCGGUCAUCCGUGAGUCACGAGCGCACGAAGAGGAGAGGUUAACGAUGUCGCUGCUGCCGGGCGCGCUCCAAGCCCGACGAGGACGCCAGCGUCUUCCGUAGGCCACGCCGCGCGACGCGACGUGCCGUAUCGCAGCGUCGUCGCGACGCCACGCGACGCGCCUCGCUUCCCUCCGAGAAACGACGGCGGUGUGGCGUUGAUCCGCGCCUCCUCGUGACACCCCACGUCUCCGCGAGCCCCGAUGCGCUCCUCAUCGCGGGACCAUGGCAUCGGUGAAGGUGGCCGUGAGGGUUCGACCCUUCAACAAGAGAGAGGUGGCGAUGAACGAGAAGCUGAUCGUGCAGAUGAGCGGCAAGAGGACGCGGAUCUUUACCACCAAGACACCGGAUAGCUGCAGAGAUAUCGAUCGGGGGAAGUACAAAGACUUCACGUUCGAUCACUCUUACUGGUCCUUCGAUUCGAACGACGAAAACUAUGCGUCCCAAGAAGAGGUUUUCUACGAUCUUGGUACGGACGUAAUAGAAAGUGCCUUCGAAGGCUACAAUGCCUGCGUUUUUGCCUAUGGCCAGACAGGAUCCGGAAAGACCUUUACAAUGAUGGGCACGCCGGAAUCUCAAGGAUUGAUACCACGGAUUUGCAAGACGCUUUUCGCUAGAAUGGCAGCUGGAAAGGAAAGUGGGGCGUCGUACAGAACGGAAGUAUCAUUCUUAGAAAUCUAUAACGAAAGAGUGAGAGAUCUGCUUAGACUGGACCAAAGCCAAUCCCAUUCGCUAAGGGUACGAGAACACCCCACGGGAGGGCCUUACGUCCAAGAUCUAUCGUGUCAUCUCGUCUAUGAUUAUUCGGAUAUUCAGGAAUGCAUGGUGAGAGGUAACACGCACAGAACUACAGCCAGCACAAAGAUGAAUGACGUGAGUAGCAGGAGUCACGCAAUUUUUACGAUAACCUUCGUACAAGCUGGCCUCUCGGAAGGCAACAUGCCGUCAGAGACUGUUUCCAAGGUGCAUCUUGUCGACUUAGCCGGAAGUGAACGUGCGAACGCAUCCGGAGCGACGGGUCAACGACUGAAGGAAGGCGCGCACAUCAACAAGUCGUUGGUGACACUUGGCACUGUGAUAUCCACGCUGUCCGAACUCAGUUCUACUAGCGGCGACGCGUCCGUCACGAAACGCAACACGUUUAUUCCUUAUCGUGACAGCGUGCUCACGUGGUUGCUGAAAGAUUCCCUGGGCGGUAACUCAAAGACCAUCAUGAUAGCGACUAUCAGUCCGGCGGAAUGUAAUUACAACGAUACUCUCAGUACCCUCAGAUACGCCAAUCGUGCGAAAAACAUUAUCAAUAAGCCGACUAUCAACGAAGACGCGAAUGUGAAACUCAUCAGAGAGCUCAGAGCGGAGAUAGAAAAACUGAAGUCUCUCAUUGAUAAAAAUAUGAGCGUGGAGAAACCACCGCAGGUACUGUUGGCUCAAAUCCAAGAGAAACAAGAGCAAGAAAAGGUACUGACCGAGGAGUGGACCGAAAAGUGGCGAGAGACACAACAGAUUCUGCAAGAACAGAAAGCACUGGGAUUACGAAAGAGUGGGGUCGGUGUCGUUCUCGACUCGGAGAUGCCGCAUCUAGUUGGCAUCGACGACGAUCUGCUCAGUACCGGCGUUACAUUGUAUCACCUGAAAGAGGGAAAAACGCUAGUUGGCACGGAGGAAGCUCCCGUUGUUCAGGAUAUUGUGUUGACUGGUGCUGACGUGGAAUCGGAACACUGCGUGGUGGAACUGGAUAGUGGCGUAGCGACGCUACAUCCGCUCUCGCCCCACUGCUGGAUCAAUACUGCUCAAGUAGACAAACCGACAAGACUAUCGCAAGGCUGCAUCAUUCUCCUGGGUAGGAACAAUAUGUUUCGGUACAACGAUCCGGCCGAGGCGGCGAAACUCCGGAAGGAGGGCGGUUCGGGUAACGGCAAUCUGCAAUCAACGGUUGUCAAUCUAUCAAGGCUAUCGCUCUUAAGUUGGAGCGUCUCCGAUCUGCAUGCGUCCUGCUCUAGCGACAAUCUAUUAAACUCAAGCGAGGACCUCAGGGCAGUCGAGGAGUUGGAACAGCAGAAAGCCGCACUUCUAAAAGAGAAGGAAGACUUCAAGAGGGAACAAGAAGAGCGUGAGGAAAGAUGGGCCGCCAGAAGGGAAGCAUUAGAGGGAGCCCAACGUGAGUUGGAACGCGAAUGGGGCGCACAGUGGAAAGAAUGGGCGGAUGCGAUCUCAAUCCUAGAGUCGCGUCAACGUGAGCUACGCGCGCGCCGGCAUGUCCUGGAGCAAGAACGGCGGGACGAAAUGACGCAAGUAGAAAGUAUAUGUAGGGAAGUCGCCUAUCUGCGCACAUUAUUGCAGUCCAAACAUCGACAAUUGCAAGAACUCGUCAACAAUCAGGAACGCGCGCAAACUAAUCAGCGUCGAUGGGAAAAGACGGAUAACGGUGCUGGUGGUAGUGAUGACAGUCUGCCCGACUCUUGGUCCAGUUUCAAUGACGAAAAGUGUAUCGACAGUGUCAGGGAAUUAAUGAAUCAUCACAAAAAAGAACUAGCCGCUUUGGAGAACGAGCUGCAGAGCAAGGUCAAAUCUUUGAACGAACAUCAGAGCAAAGUAGAUAAGAUGGAGGAGGAACUGAUGGAGAUCGCAAAGAGGCAGAAGCAGAUAUUCAAGGCAGAAUUGGGAGGAGAAGGAGUAACGGAGAAGAAGCGAUUGUUGUCCAAACGGACUCAGGAACAGCUCGAGGAGAUUGUACGGCGUAAGCAGAGCCUGUCGUUGGACUUAAAACGCGCUACGCCCGCAUUUCUGGGCGACGGCUCUUCGUCGAACAGUUGCGACGAGACGGCCUUCAGCUGUAAUUCCAGAUCUUUUCAGGAAAAGAACAAUAGGAAGCAUCAGAUCGCCUCGGAUUUGAAUUUGUUGCCGCAGAGUAUACCGAGCUCCGAUACCGCAGAAACAUUCCACACCGCGGCGGCCGACUCUCCGGAAUUUCGUAUAGCUUUCGAGGACGUCGACAUGACGUCUAUGAGCGAUUUAAUAAAGAAUGCGUCUACAAACGAGAAUCGAAAUGACUACGAUGGCAGCUCAUCUGAGAUGGAAACUAAAAAUACGACGAAUGCGAAUAGUGUCAUUUCUAUGGAGUUGGUGAACGACGAGGAAAGGAAGGAAGAAUCGACCACGUUAUCUCAUAUACCAGAAAACAUGCUUCAGGAUACGUUGGAAUCGCCAAUACAGCAGAAUCCAGCGAUGAAGAAAUUGAACCAAAGAAUCGCACGUCAACGGAUAAUGGUGAUGAAAUGUCUGGAUGCCGGUACCCCGUCGAAGGAGGAUCUCAAUCGACAGAUAAUGAUACUGCAGGAUCUACAGAGACAGCAGAUCGAAUUGGAAGUGUCUUUAUUGGAGGAUGAACGGAAGAAUCAUUCCACAAGCCAGUUCGAGUGCAGCGAUGGCGAUGGCGACGGUGAUCUUGUCACCAACGAGACCGAGAAUCAUGUACAGAACGAAUCAAAUGCUUACUGUAGUGUGGUAGAAUCUACGAAUAAUAGCUCCGCCAUUCUAUUAACGGUAGCGCAAACCAGAUCUCAACUUUUCAGGAAUAACAGGCCUAAUUCUAACGAUCAAGAAACUUUGUCGGAAUCGUUAGCGUCUAAAAGAUCCUCCAGUCGAGGUUACUCAACAGUUUACUUAACGAGUCAGAAUCGCGGCGACCGCUUGAGUAGUCCGUAUUCUUUGACAAUCACGAGAUCUCUGCCGUCAUUAAUUGCGAAUAACGGCGACUGCGUAAUCAAUAUGAUCGUCAGUGUGCCGUCCUACGUGAUACGCGGAGCCGGUGCGUCUAGCCAUUACGAGUAUGAAGUACGAGUUGUGGCACAGGACGAUAGUUGGACACUGCUACGUAGAUACAGGAGGUUCCGGGAGUUGUAUAUAUCGAUGCGACAGAAGUACGGUAGCAAGGUCGCAGCAAUACGCUUUCCCCCACGUCAAGUCUUUCCAAAGUACGAAGUCGUAGCUAAGCAACGCCGGAAACGCCUCGAGGAAUAUCUUCGUCGAUUAAUUCAAGUUUGCUCGGAACUGCCGCACUGCGAGCCCCUAUACAAAUACAACGGCAAUCUUAGCAACAUAAACAAACAAUCCCUAUUGGAGUUCAGUCCGUUUUUCAGGCGUGGUAUGUUCGAGAGCGGCAAGUACGGAACUAGCUAAGGUAUUAUCGUGCAAGUCUCACCUGUUCGAAUGUUGAAGAGAAUGUGUGAGAGAAUUCAAUAAGUAAACGAAUAUGAUGUUUCAUCGUAUUUUUUCAUUUUUUUUUAAUUUAUUAAAAGUGUAGCAUCUCUAGCAAAAAAAAAGAUAAAUAGCAACGACGUUUGUACAGAAUGAGUCCUGUAACAUUUGUCGCGUAUACACAUAUCAAACUGAAUUUUCUCUUAAAAUUUACUCUCAAAAUCAUAGCAAAAUCGUGAGACAUUGUAGUUCGAACAUUUUAACUAUAAUUUUAGUAAAAUUAAAUAAAAGUUUAGUAGAAUUUUAGAAAAAUUUAAUCGAACUGGUUUAUGUUUAAUUAAUGGUGAUAUUAAUAAAUCAGAAUAAAUCAUAUAAAUCAUAUUCUUCAAAUAGCGUUGUCCCACGAUUAAGAAUAUAAUUCUGAUGAUUCUGAGAGUACAUUCUAAGAGAAAUUUCUUUUUCGUAUAUGUAAUAUAUUCCUUAAAUCACAUAUCAACUCUAGAAUUCAUAGAAGAAUUAAAAAUAAAAUUAAAAAUAAAACUAAAAUGUUCUAUAAUGUAUUGAUACCUUCAAUAAAAGUAUCACGAACCAUUUAUCAGUAACCCAGUUACAAAUGUUAAGUGACUCAUCCUGCUUUUGUAGUCGUUACAAAAAUAUAUGCUUCCAGAAGCUUAGCAAUUGUAAGACUGGUUUGUAGAAAAUGAAUGUUCUUCACUGAUACUGUCUCGUGCGCGCGGAAUAAAUUUGCAAAGAGACAUUAACGGGAGAACAACGUGAUAUAUUCUUUACGAGAGAGAUAGAGAGAGAAAGAGUAGACCGCGGUUGGCGAGACAAAACACAUAUCGCGUGACAGCGACUUAUUUUUUCCUUUACAAAUAUUUUCCUAAUGUCUUUUCAAUAGAAUCUCCCAGUAGAAUUCACAAAGUGUACCUUCCUUCGAUAUAGUCAAAUCAUGUAGUUGAUAUUAUUCCGAUUACGUUCAACUCGCACAAAUGAACGUUAUAGUAAAUUUUCAGGGUUGGAAAGUAACACGUUACUUAUAACGCCGUUAUUGUUGCAAUUAUUUUUUUUAGUGACGGACUGGUAACGGCGUUACUUUUUUCUGUAACUGUAACGAUAACGUAAAUACGUUUUUUUUUUUUUAGAAACAAAUUUAAUAGUUACAAAUUUUUUAACAAUUUUAUUAUAUUCAGAAAAUCUACAUAAAACAGUAUUUUUUAUCAUUUUAAAAUUUUAUUAAAAAUUUUUUUUAAUUUUACAAAUUUAAAAUAAAUUUAUUCCUUUCAUUAAUAUUUUAAAUAAAAUAUUUCACAAAUCUUUUAUUUAAUCUUUAUUUUUAAUAUUACAAAAUAACGGGAAAAGUAACGAAUCAUUACGUUUUAAAUAAUGAUAACGGUAACUAGUUACUUUUAAAAAUCAGUGACAAGUAACGGUAACUAGUUAUUACUUUUAAAAAGUAACUUUCCCAUCCCUGUAAAUUAUGAAGUGGCGAAAGAGCGAAUUCGUCAGCAGCCGUGACCAUAACUUCGUAUAGUUUACUCGAUAACCGAAGAGUAUUUAUUUUGUGCGUCGAAUAGCGUUUUGUAAGAGCGAUCCGAAGUAGCAAAUCAACUAGCGAAUUGAAAGAAUACUUUAUUAGCAUAAUAGUAGCAUAAUAGUUAUCGGCUUGUAAAUGUAGCAAUGUGUUACAAGCGAGAAUGAUAUCAUAUCUUUGUUAAAGUUCUUCCGUUUCCGGGAUUUAUCUCUGACUGUUAAUAACUUUUACCACUACUUCAGGUACGUGUUCUAGAGAUCCAAACAAGAAAAAAAAAUUCAUAUAGACAUGCGUUUAGAAAUGUCUUUUAUCAGUUACAAUUUCUUAAAAAUUCUUUUUAAAAAUCCAUUUUUAUUUUUGUCAUAUUUUCUAAAUUUAAGAUAGGAACAAAAUUAAAAUGCAAAAAUAUAAUGUUUGUUAAGUUUUUCACUCAGACUCUCUUUUUAUGGAGAAGAAAAGAUUUAAAAUCUUUUAAGUCUAAUUUUUUAUGUAAUACAUGGUUUCAGAGAAAAAUCUUUUUUUUGCAUUUUUAGACGAUUGUCUUCAGAAAGGUUAAGUAGUAUCAGUAUCUUAUUCCCCCAAAAUUAAAAUAUAAAACUUUAAAAAAAACUGAAAAAAAAUCGCAAUCCAAUAUGGAAACAGCUCUAUGCUCUUCGAAAUUAAAGAAAUUAAUAAAUAAUGAAUUAAAAAAUUGUUAUAUUGAUAAGAGGAUAUUUCUAUAGCCAUAUUUCUAUGAACUUUUUUUCGUACUGUGGCCUUUAAGUAUCUAAAGUAGCGAUAAAGAGAUUAUUAAUAUCCUCCGUUUGCUUGUUGUGCGUAAGAACGCGUGUAUGUGUACAUAAAUGUGUCUAGCGCAAGGGAUUAACAGAUCACUGUUAAAGUUUGAAGUUGUUAUGCAGAUAUUAGCAUUUAUUUGAAUAUUAAUACUAAACCAAAGUCAACGAUUACUAUCGAUUUUGGGAAGUAUCAUCGCAUUGCUAUAGAUGACAAUUGAUCAGAUCGAUCAGACUGUACAAUUGAACUAUUAAAAUUUACCAAAAAGAUUCUUAUUGGCGUGCAAAAAACUUUGAGAUAUAAAACUGUUAGUAUAAAAUUGCUUGUUUGUUACAUAGCCAGGAUUUCGCCUAUUCUAAUACAAAGAUGAAACAAAAAAGAAAAAUUACACUUUCAGCUUCGAGAAAACACUAUUAUAUUUAGUACGUUAAAUAAAAUAAAAUCUAUAUAAAAAAAACACUAAGCGCCACAAGUACGAUAAAUAUGCUUUUCGGUAGUAUGAUAAAAAAAAAAGGUAUUUAUUCCAUGGCUGUGUGUAAUAUGGAUUCGAGAGAACCUUACAGAUUCAUUCCUGGCUAAUAAUUAAUAAUAUAAUUAGUGAUAGCAAGACGCUCUUAUAGAGCACCGUUCAGAGGAUGCGCAUCGCGAAUACUAAUCGAGAUGUGUAUAAUGAGGCAGUUAUUACUUAUUCGAACGGACAUUACCUCGCGCUUCACACGAGCAUCAUCACGAUCAUCCACGUCAUUAUCCGCUUUUUUUUAUACAUGAAUCUACGAAACCUAUGUUCCAUAAGUGUAACAAUGGAGUACAAUAAAUUGUUAUAAUGCAGCGCA
This is a messenger RNA of Monomorium pharaonis (pharaoh ant), 7510 nucleotides long. RefSeq names its product kinesin-like protein Klp98A (gene Klp98A). Gene Ontology annotation, biological process: microtubule-based movement. Gene Ontology annotation, molecular function: microtubule motor activity; phosphatidylinositol binding; microtubule binding. NCBI's taxonomy places the organism in Eukaryota, Metazoa, Arthropoda, Insecta, Hymenoptera, Formicidae. The transcript is spliced from 16 exons. The record is from RefSeq and is a predicted model, not a curated record. The coding region runs from base 398 to 4351 and encodes 1317 amino acids.